CAGGUUGCACCAUGGGACGGCUUGAUGGAAAGGUGAUAGUGCUCUCUGCUGCAGCUCAAGGGAUUGGCCGAGCAGCUGCUAUUGCUUUUGCUAAGGAAGGAGCCCAGGUCAUUGCUACUGAUGUCAAUGAGUCCAAACUUCGAGAACUAGAAGCAUUUCCAGGCAUUCAAGUUCGGGUGCUGGAUGUCACCAACAAAGGGCAAAUUGAGAAUCUGGCCAAGGAAGUGAAAAAAAUCGAUGUUCUCUGUAAUGUUGCAGGAUAUGUACAUCACGGAACCAUUUUGGAUUGUGAGGAAAAAGACUGGGACCUUACAAUGACGGUCAAUGUUCGUAGCAUGUAUCUGAUGAUCAAAGCAUUCCUUCCUAAGAUGCUUGAGCAGAAAUCGGGUAACAUUAUCAACAUGUCUUCGGUGGCAUCCAGUAUCAAAGGGGUUCCCAACCGGUGUGUCUACAGCACCUCAAAGGCUGCAGUGAUUGGUCUCACCAAGUCCGUCGCAGCUGACUUCGUUGACCAAGGCAUCAGAUGCAACUGUGUUUGUCCUGGCACUGUUGACACUCCUUCUCUACGCGAGAGAAUCCAGGCCAGGCCUAAUCCCGAACAGGCACUGAAGGACAUGGUGUCCAGGCAAAAGAUGGGUAGGCUUGGUACAGCCGAAGAAGUAGCCCACCUCUUUGUGUAUCUGGCUUCUGAUGAAUCAGCCUAUGUGACGGGCAACGAAUGCAUUAUUGAUGGUGGCUGGAACCUGUAACUUGCUUUUCUGAAGAUUCUUGUUGCAAACG
Molecule: messenger RNA, 780 nt
Organism: Euleptes europaea (tarantolino)
Lineage: Eukaryota; Metazoa; Chordata; Lepidosauria; Squamata; Sphaerodactylidae
Gene: BDH2
Product: 3-hydroxybutyrate dehydrogenase 2
Exons: 9
Coding region: 12-749 (245 amino acids)
Biological process (GO): siderophore biosynthetic process
Cellular component (GO): cytoplasm
Molecular function (GO): 3-hydroxybutyrate dehydrogenase activity
Source: RefSeq, a predicted model, not a curated record